GUCCUCUAGUGUCCCGUGAUAUUUAAAUGGAACUAGAUUAUUUUACUCAAUAUUUAUUAUUGAAUUAAAAUGCCCAUUUCAUUCUAAAUAAUGAUGGGAGAUAAAAGUAGUGUUGUAUGUCAUGGGUCACAAUCAAUAAAAAUUAUGUAUUAUUUAUUUGGCGAUUGUCCUAUAUUCGAAACUAACCUGACUUCAGUAGUAAUUGUGUUGUUUACGUUAUUCUAAAAACGGUAGGUUAACAAAUGGAAGCCCCCCUGUCAAAUCGUUCGAGAAGACGAAAAUGUCUAUUUUAUCUGUAAGGUGGCAGUUAAUGAGUUUAAGUGGUAUUAUCUGUCUUGAAGUGGUAAUUUAAUUUGCGUUGAGAUGUAGCUAAGGUCACUAAGUUUAUUUUAUUCUAAGAACUGAAAAAGGCGGUUGAAGCACAGUUUGUUAACAUAAAGUGCUUCCAGACCAUUGAAAUGUCUUUAAACAAAUUCUGACUAAUAACUAUGGGAACAACCCCCAGCAUGCCUUCAAGUAGAAAAAGACCUUUGAGGAGAUCUUUCCGUUCACCUUUUAGAAGAACCAGUACCCAAGGAACAUUAAGUGCAACUUUCAACUUUAUAGAGCCUAAUAUAAAGUUAAACCAAUUAAAUAUUAAUGUAGCUACUGAAGAAGAACUCAUGACCCUACCUGGUAUAACUAGAGGAGUUGCAAAAAACAUAAUCGAAUACAGAAAUGCUAUUGGAAAGUUUAAUAAAGUUGAAGAUUUAGCUUUAGUAUCUGGCAUUGGUGCUGAUAAACUAGAUGAAAUAAGACCUGAAAUAUGUGUCAGUAGAGGGAGAAAUCAGAGCGGUUCAUCUGAAGGAAGUCCUGAAUCCCUUCCAGUGGAUAUUAACAAGGCUAAUGUAUUUGAACUUAUGACUAUACGUGGACUUGGACAAGAGCUAGCCGCUGCUAUAGUUCAUUACCGGGAAAGGAGAGGCGAUUUUUUCAACAUAUCUGACAUUUUAAAAGUUAAGGGAAUGGAUGAAACAAAAUUUAACUACCUCAAACCUCGCCUUUGUCUGAAAUCUGAUUCUUUUAAACUUAACAAAAGAGUCUUAUCAGAACCUCGGAUACCAAAUGGUGGAGCUGUUUCAGAUUUCUAUUCAUUUUUCCGUAACUCUGAUACACCAAGAAAAGAAACCUCGCCUGUUGCCUGUCAGGGAGAUCUUUAUGAACUUGUUUCUCAACAGUGCGAGAGACCACCCUUGAAGUGGGAUCCUCUUCCUUUUGGUGAAGUACGGUUUGCUACAUGGAAUCUCACCGACAUGUGCCAUCAAAAAGCAGCUAAUACUGCAGUUAGAGAAACUUUCUGUCUCACAUUGCUUGAAAACAGGAUAUCAUUUGUUGCUGUUCAAGGUGUUCAGGAUUCUUUUUCAUUACACAUGAUUUGCUCUGAACUAAAUGCACCAAGUUGUCGUAAAGUAUCGCAAUGGCCGGAAGAGAGAGGAUCUUGGGAAAGUCAAUUCUUUGGUUUCCAAGAUAAACAGGGACUUGGCUUUAUUUAUGACACUAAUGUUUUUUCAAAUGUAAUUGCAAGAGAUAUUCAAAACAACUCUAUGAUGAGAGCAGUUGUGGCUACAAUAACUGAACGAAGUUGCGUAUUUUCUGUUUUAAAUGUUCAAUUGUUGGCUAACAGUGAUGGAUCUUCAUUCAAUACUCUUACUUCAUCAGUACGACCGUUUCUUGUGAAGAUAAUAGUACCUUACCAAAUUAUGUGUGCCUUUUACCCGGAACAAAAACCAAUGUUAGCUCAUCUAUGAAAACAUCUUUCAACAAUAUUUAUAUUAAAGAAUCAGAAAUAUCUAAGUUUACUGGUGUAAGUGGUAUUAUCCUGGAAGGAUUAAGACAUUUAGCUAUACCAGAUGGCUGGGCCUGGGGUGGACCCGUUAGUCAACAUGCUCCAUUGUGGGGACAAAUCCGGAUUUGACAGUAUGGUUACAGCCAACAUUAUUGUGCUGUAAAGAUUAUAAAAUAGUUUUCUCUGAGUUUGUCCGAUUGUGAUCAAUGACUGGAACUUAUUAUCUUCAGAUGAUUGCUGACAAAAAAGUUAAUAAAAAUGGUUAUGAUGAGGUUACAGGUUUAUAUCUCAUUAAAUCUUCUAUAGAUCGAUACACAUAUAUUUAAAUUGUUAAAUGUUAUUGCCAGUAGAAAUUGAAAAGGUACUACCUAUAGGUACUCCUUUCAACAGUAUUUAUAUUUAAAUGUAGUUUAUUGUUUGUUAUAAUAGUAAUUACAAAAGGAUUGAAAUAACUAUUAUGUAUAAUACAAAUUAUUAUUAUAAUAAACCAUAGUAAUUAUAAAUAUAAUAUUAUUUAUUAAUUCAAGUGUUAUGUUUCUAGAAACUAUUCUUAAUUUAUAAAUGUUGGCAGAGAUUAUUGAACAGAGCAGUGUUAAGUGUCUUACAUCACCUCAUUUAUGAUAAUUUUAUAUUUAAAGAAUCAGUGGAUUUGUGCCUAAUUUAGUGUAGUUUGGCCACCUAAUUCGUAUUUAUAAUUCAAUGAUCAUUAUUGCAUUAUACUAAUUUAUUUAAAUGAUAAAGCUAAGUUUUUUAUUUAAGAAGACUUAUUAUUAUUAUUAUUCUACUAAGCUAUCGCGAUUACUCUGAAUACCCAAUCAGUAUAUUCUCAUCAGGAAUAUGAAAAUAUUAAGUCUGUUAAAAAUUUAAUUGUUAGAGGAAAGAUUUUAUAUAUGACAGUUUCCAUGAAAAAGUGCUGUGCCGGGAUUACAUGCAAGGUGCUAAACUAAUAUAUAUAAUAAAAGUAAUAUAUUAUGUAUUCCUAUCAUAUUUUCUAUAAUCUUUAAAAAUGGUUUGUAAAAAGUAAUCAGUUUUAGGAAUUCAAUAAUAAAGUUUUCUUAUAAACUUUUUUAAUUUUAGAUUUGUGUUUACUUCUUAUAGAACGUAAUAUUUUUUUUAUAAGUUGUAAUUUUUACUGAAUUAUUG
This is a messenger RNA of Nezara viridula (southern green stink bug), 2968 nucleotides long. The record is from the annotation of a GenBank genome assembly. NCBI's taxonomy places the organism in Eukaryota, Metazoa, Arthropoda, Insecta, Hemiptera, Pentatomidae.